This is a messenger RNA of Closterium sp. NIES-67, 2330 nucleotides long. The record is from the annotation of a GenBank genome assembly. Lineage: Eukaryota; Viridiplantae; Streptophyta; Zygnematophyceae; Desmidiales; Closteriaceae.
GAGGGCCCUGUGUCUUUGCCCUGACUAGGCCAACAGCCCCUUAGCUCUCCGAAUUGCUCACCGCUGGCACAACAGCAGGCGCACCCAUCUCCUGGCAAUUUUCUCCUCUCAGCUCUUCUCCCUCUGGUCUUUGGCAAGGGAGCCAUUGCUUGGCCGUUUCCUGCACUUCCCUUCAAGCUUUCCUUUUGCUUCUAGCCGGAUCACUUUCUUCGCGUAGGAAGGAUGUCUACCUUCGAGGACGCGGAGAAGGAGAGCGAGUAUGGAUACAUCAAGAAGGUCUCGGGGCCUGUCGUCAUAGCAGAUAACAUGGGAGGAGCUGCUAUGUACGAGCUUGUCCGUGUGGGAAAUGAUAGGCUUAUUGGAGAGAUCAUUCGUCUGGAGGGCGACUCAGCAACUAUUCAAGUGUAUGAGGAAACAUCCGGUCUGACUGUGCGAGAUCCGGUGCUUCGCACUCACAAGCCACUUUCGGUGGAGCUCGGCCCUGGUAUUCUCAGCAACAUCUUCGACGGUAUCCAGCGGCCAUUGAAAACUAUUGCCAUUAGGUCCGGCAAUGUGUACAUUCCGCGUGGUGUCGCGGUUCCCGCGCUUGACAAAGACAUCCUUUGGGAGUUCCAACCGAGGGCUCUGAAUGUUGGAGAUAUCCUUGCGGGUGGUGACAUAUUCGGGACUGUCAUCGAAAACAGCCUCAUGACACAGAAGAUCUGUGCUCCUCCGAAAGCCAUGGGGAAGGUCACUUUCGUUGCACCCCCUGGUCAAUACAGUUUGAAGGAUAAAGUGCUCGAACUUGAGUUCCAAGGGCAGACGAAGCAGUACACUAUGCUUCAGACAUGGCCUGUCCGCUCUCCCCGUCCUGUGGCACGGAAACUUCCAGCAGACACACCCCUUUUAACUGGCCAGAGAAUUUUGGACGCCCUGUUUCCCUCUGUGCUUGGGGGUACUUGCGCUAUUCCAGGUGCUUUCGGUUGCGGGAAGACUGUCAUUAGUCAGGCACUUUCCAAGUUUUCAAAUGCCGACGGUGUCAUUUACGUCGGUUGUGGAGAGCGUGGAAAUGAAAUGGCUGAGGUGCUGAUGGAUUUCCCCAAGCUGACCAUGACGCUUCCCGAUGGCCGUGAAGAGUCUGUGAUGAAGCGUACCACUCUUGUUGCUAACACGUCCAACAUGCCUGUGGCUGCACGAGAGGCAUCCAUCUACACCGGCAUUACCCUUGCUGAGUACUUCCGAGACAUGGGCUACAACAUGGCCAUGAUGGCUGACUCCACGUCGCGAUGGGCUGAAGCUCUUCGUGAAAUUUCUGGGCGUCUCGCUGAAAUGCCUGCAGACAGUGGUUACCCUGCCUACCUGGCUGCCAGGCUUGCAUCUUUCUACGAGCGUGCUGGCAAGGUUCAGUGCCUUGGAAGCCCUGACCGUACAGGAAGUGUCACCAUUGUCGGUGCUGUGUCUCCUCCUGGUGGUGACUUCUCAGAUCCUGUCACAGCUGCCACUCUCGGUAUCGUCCAGGUGUUCUGGGGUCUGGAUAAGAAGCUCGCUCAAAGAAAGCACUUCCCUGCUGUGAACUGGCUCAUCUCCUACUCCAAGUACACCAAUGCACUGGAGUCUUUCUAUGAUGUUGAAGCGCCUGAUUUCAUUUCUCUUCGUACAAAGGCCCGUGAGGUUCUUCAGCGUGAGGAUGAUCUUAAUGAAAUCGUGCAGCUUGUCGGAAAGGAUGCCCUUGCUGAAGGCGACAAAAUCAUUCUGGAAACAGCUCGUCUGCUGCGUGAAGACUACCUGGCUCAGAACGCCUUUUCCUCGCAUGACAAGUUCUGUCCUUUCUACAAGUCUGUGUGGAUGAUUCGUAACAUCAUCCUGUUUUAUCAGCUGGCAACACAGGCUGUUGAGAGGGCAGCUGGUUCAGAAGGCCAGAAGAUCACCCUUAAUGUCAUCAAGCAGAGGCUUGGUGACCUCAUCUACAAGAUUGUGUCCCAGAAGUUCGAGGACCCUGCAGAUGGCAAGGCGGUUCUGGAAGCCAAGUAUCAGAAGCUUAGCGAAGAGCUCACGGCUGCUUUCCGCAGCCUGGAGGAUGACUACAGGUGAUCUGCUGGAAGAUUGUGACUGCAGGGGGAGAAAGACCAUAACGCGAAUCGACUUUCAUCUUGUUUUUAGGGCAAACCAAUCAUGAGUACAAUCACGGUAGCUGAAGCUGCAGCUUACUGUCCACUGUCCAGCCUUUUAGGGUACUUCUUUUUCCUUGUUUUCUUGAAAUGAUUUUGUGAUGGGUAUAGCCAUUGUUGUGUUGUAGUGAAAUCGUGGGUUCGCUAGAGAUUUAAAUUUGAGCAAAGCGUCAGGGCUCAUAU